AAAAGGCACGGUGCCAGGUACGAACGACCUUGGAGUUACGAGUAUAAAGUGAGACACAAAGCAAAGCGAAAUAUUUUCAACCGUCAAGUUCAUCUCGUCCUCGUCCUUGCCCUUAACCCUGAGCUGUGCAGGUCUUGGGAGGAAGAAGACUGCCCUGAAUAGAAGGACACGGGAAGCUGUGCAGGAUGUUGCCGCAUGACGACAGAUGAUAGAGACAUUCAAGUUGCCUCAGAUGUGCUGGUGUGUCGAGAAUCCCACACCUACAGCAGGAAGAUGUGGUAGCAAGUCCCCCACAUCCCACACCUGAUACCCGUCCACACCUGCCGUCCAUACCUUGUGAUACUGACCUGUGAUAAUGGGUGACCUCAUCCGCCACCAUGAGAGUGUGGCGGGCCUCGUGGGUCACCCUCUGCGGCAGCCUGCACCGCCCCGGCAUCGAUGUGGACCUCCGGGCGGGAGAGAACAUGUCCAUCUUGGUGUCAUCGCUCACCAUUGCGACGCAGAUGGCGUUGUCGCACGUCAUCCGCGGCCGCCUCAGCGAGAUGCUUGAGAAUGAGAUGCUGAAGGGCUGUUUACUGGAGCUGAUCGCCGCCGCUGAAAUGUGUGGCACUUGCUUCGAGCUCAUUAUCAUCGCUGAUAAUUACGGCGUGUGGGCGUACGGCGUGUAUCUCUUCCUCAUGACCAUCUGGUGGGGCCAGUCGUGGGGCUCGGCCACCGCCUGCCCCUACAGCCUGCUGGAGGAGUACGUGGAGCAGGGAUCCAACCCAGUCCACGUGGUGCUCAAGAUUAUAUCGCAGGUCAUUGGCGGCCUAGUCUCCUUCAGGUGGGUGAAGCGGCUGUGGAUGAUGGAGCUGGCGGCCACGCACGUGGGGAGAGGCAUCGAUGACUGCUCGGCUGACCUGCAGGUGCCUGUAAUAUUUGGUUUCCUGAUCGAGGCCCUGCUCACCUGCGCCUGUCGACUCUUCUCGAGAGCUCUGGGUGAACUCGAGCCCAAGUUUGCUUCUGCUAUCGACUCCUUCUUUGCCACCUCCAUGGUGAUCCUCGCUUUCGACUAUUCUGGCGGCUACUUCAACCCCGUGCUGGCGACGGGCCUUAAGUGGAACUGCCAGGGACACACCAACGCCGAGCACAUCGUGGUUUACUGGGCCGGCUCCAUCCUGGGCGCCAUGCUGUCACUGCGGCUCUGGACCGCUCCCUCCGUCAAGUCCACCAUUGUCACGCCCUUCAAGCCCAAGCAAGAGUGAACACGCACUGAAGAGAACGUUUCGCAAACUUUUCCUGCACGGGUUAUGGUCGGCACACAGAAGACAUACUGAUCUACUUCUCUUUCAGGAAGAGGACCAGCAGCAAGUCCUUCCCCUUCUCAAUACCUCCCACUGCUGCCCAGGUACUCCGCGGCGGCUGACCCUCUCAGGAGUCCCGCCUGGCUUAAGUCGUCGCAACAACUUGACAAACCAACACACACAAAGUAAACCCUUCGAAUUAAUCAAUUUCCCUGCACAAUAUUUUCCUCAAGAAUAAAACAGACUGAAGGCGUCGUCAUCGCACAUCCCUAACUGCCCACACGCACACACACGAAUUUAGCAGAUAUUUUUAGUUUCCAAAGCACUACAAUAUAAUUUGAAUCUCCAGCUUACUGUCUUCCCUUUAUUCGUUGUCUUACUCAAGUGCAGAUCUGUUUAGGAUGUAGAACCAAGUUUUUCAAAGCACUGCAUGGAAUUCGAAUCUCAAGUCUCCUAUCCUCUUUUUAUAUGCUCGUAUCUUCCCAGAAUAUAGUUUUGUGUAGGAUAUAAAGCCAACCUCUCAGGGCAGGAAUCGAGCAACAUGUAGGGAGACGCCGUUCACCCAGCACAGCGGCACAAAGAUCCUUGAGCGUAUGUAGACAAUAUUCCCAGUUCCGUGGCCACCAUCCCCAAGGCCACAGGAUUCCCUCGACCGGAACAGUUAUCACAGUGUUGACAGUUGACAGUAGGCAAAAAAAAAAAAAAAAAAACUUUCUUUUAUUAAUAUGUGUGUGUGUGUGUGUGUGUGUGUGUGUGUGAGAGAGAGAGAGAGAGAGAGAGAGAGAGAGAGAGAGAGAGAGAGAGAGAGAGAGAGAGAGAGAGAGAGAGGUUUUUGCUUAGUUUAGUUCACCCUUUGCUCAAUUAUUGUUUAUUGGACACCAGAAAUGCAAUGCUUCCUUCCGUGCCUUCUGUGAGUAUAAUGAAAAAAUUCACAUCACCGAUGAAAGACAAUAAUUAUUAUUUUAAGGUUAUUUAUUGAUGCUCUCGAGUUGGAUAAUUUUAAGCAUUCUGUCAAAGUGAAAGUAAUACAUUUGUUUAUCAUUUCUAUCCUGUUAAAUAAUUCUUAAGCUUUCUAAUGAAAGUAAUAAAAAAAAUACUUAUUUAUUCUAUGCUGUUGAAUAAUUAUUAAGGUUUUGGUUUACUGAAAGUGAUAAAACCACAAAUUUACCCGCAAAUAUAUUAUGGAAAGAUUGUAUAUAUAUCAGUAUUGUUCAAAGUUUAACAGAAUAGUAAAGAUACGAAACACGA
Molecule: messenger RNA, 2531 nt
Organism: Scylla paramamosain (green mud crab)
Lineage: Eukaryota; Metazoa; Arthropoda; Malacostraca; Decapoda; Portunidae
Gene: AQP
Product: aquaporin-11-like
Exons: 5
Coding region: 378-1244 (288 amino acids)
Cellular component (GO): cytoplasm
Molecular function (GO): channel activity
Source: RefSeq, a predicted model, not a curated record